AAAUAUUUCCCGCGCGAUAUUGCUUUGUCGGGAGUUCAGUAACACCAUAAACAGCAAACUGUAAAGAUGGCAGGUAUACUGGAUGUCCCAAAACCGAGAAUAACCUGUUCUAUGCUGUCCCAGCACAUAGGCAGACCGGUCUGCUUCGUUGGACGCGUGGAAAAGGUUCACCCAACGGGGAAAACGUUCACCGUCUCGGAUGGAGAAGGGAAGAUCGCAACGGUUGAACUAAACGAUCCACUUGAAGAAGAGCUGAGCGGCAUUGUGGAGGUCAUCGGCAUGGUGUCCAACAAAGGAGCAAUAAUGGCCAGCACAUACAACUUGCUGCGAGAGGACAAGGGCAUUCCUUUUGACUUAGAGCUCUACACUGAAGCCCUGAAAGUCAUCCAUGACUUCCCGCAGCACUACCCUUUUGAAGUGGCUGCCAGUGGAUGAGGCUCAUUAUGUGUAAGAGGAGGUGGUCACUAGAGACUGAUGUUUGGUUUAUGUGCCCAUGUGUUUGUUGUGAGUAAAAUAUAGAUUUGUACAAAGGAGAUUCUGUAAUAUCAAGUUCUGUAAGUAAAUAAAACCUGUAAAG
Molecule: messenger RNA, 577 nt
Organism: Anoplopoma fimbria (sablefish)
Lineage: Eukaryota; Metazoa; Chordata; Actinopteri; Perciformes; Anoplopomatidae
Gene: rpa3
Product: replication protein A3
Exons: 4
Coding region: 67-435 (122 amino acids)
Biological process (GO): base-excision repair; double-strand break repair via homologous recombination; mismatch repair
Cellular component (GO): DNA replication factor A complex; site of double-strand break; nucleus
Molecular function (GO): single-stranded DNA binding; damaged DNA binding
Source: RefSeq, a predicted model, not a curated record